Pocillopora damicornis (cauliflower coral) is the source of this 1011-nucleotide messenger RNA. RefSeq lists its product as uncharacterized. The record is from RefSeq and is a predicted model, not a curated record. NCBI's taxonomy places the organism in Eukaryota, Metazoa, Cnidaria, Anthozoa, Scleractinia, Pocilloporidae.
AUGAGUAAUUACCAACAUAACAUCAAUGGGCCUCACUUCCCAGCGGGAGCACAUGUGGCUCAUUACAGUCUAGCAAACACAACUCUGAUUGGCCAGGAAGUACAACAUCGACUCUGGGAAAAGCACUGGGGAGAGCAGUUUCCAGCCCCACCUCCACUUUACAUGUGGUGCCAGCCAGGAAUAUGUUUACAUAGUUACCCAUAUGGCUUGCCUCCCACCUUCCGUCCUGUUUAUGCACAGACUGGCUCUGACCAAUCAGAGCAUCCAGUGUUGUUGCCAACACCUAGACAGGAAAAGAGCAGUGAUGCUCCAGACAAGACUUUUACAGCUAAAUCAGACAAUUCUUUGGUAGGAACUCUUCAGAAAACUAAAACAUUGACAAGAAACACAACGACAACAUCCAAGCUAACACAAGUUUUCAAUUCUGUGGGCCAUAAGGCUUUGGACCCAGUGACUGAAGACCUUAACUGGAAUAUCUUCAGCUCAGAUCUGGCAGAUGGAAUUGUUGUCAGCAUAUUGGAUAGUUUCAUCUCUGAGCUUCCUGUGCUUGAUAUAACCAUGGUACAGUCUGUAUUGCAGGAAAUUGACAAACAUUUAUCCCAAGAUAAAGCUCAAAGUCAGAAUAGUUCAAUCAAAAAAUUGGAUUACUUUAACGACAUUGAAAGUUUGCCGUGCACACAACAAACUUGCAGUGAUGAAAUAAGCAGCGAGGAGGCAAGGGGAUCAGGUGAAACGACUGGAAAUUCAGACAAGUUAGAAAACUGUACAACUCUAUCUGAAGCACAUAGUUUUUCAAAUAUCUGUGGAGAGGAAGGUAAUUCUUCCCAAGGCUUUCACACGAUUGGAAAGACAUUCCAGGAGGAAGAAGACAGCUGUUCUGAUGUGACCAUUGUCAACCCAGACACAUCAAACACAAAUGAAAUUGAAACAUUAGGUAUUGAUAGCAAUUUAACAGAUGGACAAACAAAGCAGAUAGCUAGUGACAAUGACUUCAAGGAAGAACAGACUUAG